Messenger RNA from Plasmodium knowlesi strain H, 2727 nucleotides. Its product is annotated as aconitate hydratase, putative. NCBI's taxonomy places the organism in Eukaryota, Apicomplexa, Aconoidasida, Haemosporida, Plasmodiidae. Gene Ontology annotation, molecular function: 4 iron, 4 sulfur cluster binding; aconitate hydratase activity. The record is from RefSeq and is a predicted model, not a curated record. Gene Ontology annotation, biological process: citrate metabolic process; tricarboxylic acid cycle. Gene Ontology annotation, cellular component: cytosol; mitochondrion. The transcript has a single exon. Bases 1 to 2727 code for a protein of 908 amino acids.
AUGAUGAAGAACCUGAACGUGAACCUCAGCCACUGCGUGCGCAGCUACUGCAGCAAGAGUAACCCCUUCGAUAAGGUGCGGAGAAAACUGGGGCAGGGGGACCUCACUUACUAUGACCUGAACGAGCUGAACGACAGUAGGAUAAAAAGCUUGCCUUACUCCAUCCGAAUUCUUCUGGAAUCUGCUGUACGCAAUUGUGAUAAUUUAAAGGUUACUGAAGAAAAUGUCGAAACAAUUUUGUCAUGGAAAGAUAACUGCCGGAAAAAGAAGGAGGUGCCAUUUAUGCCUGCGAGGGUACUUCUACAGGAUCUGACGGGUGUCCCUUGUAUUGUGGAUUUAGCAACCAUGAGAGACACAGCUGCAAUGCUCGGUGGAGACGCAGAUAAAAUCAAUCCACUAAUUCCAGUGGAUUUAGUAAUUGAUCAUUCUGUCCAAGUGGAUCAUAGUAGGAGUCCCGAAGCAAGGGAAUUAAAUGAAAAAAAAGAAUUUGAAAGAAAUUUGGAACGAUUUAAAUUUCUAAAGUGGGGAAUGCACUCAUUUAAAAAUAUGUUAAUAUUACCACCCGGUUCCGGAAUUGUACACCAGAUAAAUUUAGAAUACUUAGCGCACUGUGUUUUUCAGAAUAAUGGAGUGCUUUAUCCAGACAGUUUAGUUGGUACAGAUUCUCACACCACCAUGAUAAACGGGUUAGGUAUCUUAGGUUGGGGAGUGGGAGGCAUAGAAGCAGAAGCAACCAUGCUAGGUUUGCCCAUAUCAAUGACAUUACCAGAAGUAGUAGGGAUAAAUGUGGUGGGGAAGUUAUCCGACCAUUUGUUAAGUACCGACGUCGUUCUGUACAUUACAUCCUUCUUAAGAAAGGAAGUCGGAGUAGUAAAUAAAUAUGUGGAAUUUUUUGGGCCAAGUUUGAAAGAUUUAAAGUUAGGCGAUAGAGCAACCAUUGCGAAUAUGGCUCCAGAGUAUGGGGCCACUGUGGGUUUCUUUGGCGUAGAUGAUACAACCUUGGAGUAUUUGGUGCAAACUGGUCGAGAUAAGGAGAAGGUAAACCUGAUCAGGGAAUACCUAGUUAAAAACUCUCUAUUUAAUAAUUACACAGACCAUAUAGAAUACACAGAUGUGUAUACAUUAGAUUUAUCAAAAUUGAGUUUGUCAGUAUCUGGGCCCAAGAGACCACACGACAACGUGUUGUUGUCUAAUUUGCACAAAGAUUUUACUGCUUGUUUGGAAUCCCCCGUAGGAUUCAAAGGGUAUAACAUUCCACAGAAUGAUAGAGAAAAAGUAAUUUCUUUUACCUAUAAGGAUGACAAAAAGUACACUCUUACACAUGGCAGUGUAGUGCUUGCUGCAAUCACCUCAUGUACCAACACAAGUAACUCCUCCUCGAUGAUAGCAGCUGGGUUGUUAGCAAAGAAGGCCGUGGAACAUGGAAUUGAGCCAAUCCCCUAUAUUAAAAGUUCUCUUUCUCCGGGAUCUAAAACGGUGCAGAAAUAUCUUGAAGCAGGGGGGCUUCUACAGUAUUUAGAAAAACUAGGUUUCUAUAAUGUAGGUUUUGGAUGCAUGACAUGUAUAGGAAACAGUGGGCAUCUAGACAAGGAAGUGGAGGAUGUUAUUAAUGAAAAUGAUUUGAUAUGCUCCUCCGUUUUAUCUGGCAAUCGAAAUUUUGAAGGACGAAUACACCCAUUGGUAAAGGCAAACUACCUUGCAUCACCAGUGUUAGUCGUACUACUAAGUUUGAUAGGUAAUGUCAAUGUAGAUGUUGCAACUUAUACGUUCACUACAAAAGGGGGACAGAAAAUUAAGGCUCUUGAUUUGAUUCCGAAAAAGGAGGAAAUCAAUGCCUAUGAGGAAGAAUACCUUAAAGCACACAUGUACACAGAUAUAUAUAAAAAUAUAAAAUACGUUAACAAGUACUGGAAUGAUAUAAAGAUAAAGGAAGACAAACUGUAUGAAUGGGAUGUAAAGUCAACAUAUAUUCAUAAGCCCCCUUUUUUUGAUAACAUGAAAUUGGAUCCAGAAAAAAUCCACAACAUUAAUAAUGCUCAUAUGCUGCUGUUCCUAGGGGAUAGUAUUACCACUGAUCAUAUUUCCCCUGCUGGUAUGAUCCAUAAAAGUUCGGAAGCGUAUAAAUUUUUGAAAUCCAAAAAUAUAAAAGAUGAAGAUUUAAAUACGUAUGGAGCUAGGAGAGGUAAUGACCAAGUCAUGGUACGAGGCACUUUUGCUAACAUCAGAUUGAUAAACAAGUUGUGCCCAGAUAAAGGGCCCAAUACAAUACAUAUUCCUUCCAAGAAAAUAAUGUCCGUGUACGAGGCCGCUAUGAAAUAUAAACAAGACAAUGUAGAUGUUAUUGUCGUCGCAGGGAAGGAGUAUGGGUGUGGUAGCUCUAGAGAUUGGGCGGCAAAAGGUUCUUACCUCCUUGGAGUGAAAGCCAUUUUGGCCGAAUCCUUUGAGCGUAUCCACAGAAGUAAUCUUAUCGGCAUGAGCGUGCUGCCGUUGCAAUUUUUGAACAACGAAAGUGCUGCACAUUAUAAUAUGGAUGGCACAGAAACCUUUUCCAUUGAACUAAAUGAGGGGGAGCUCCGACCCCAGCAACACAUAAAGGUUCAGAUGACCCAAAGGGGAAAGACCAUCUCCUUCGACGUGCUCUGCAGAAUAGAUACAGAAAUUGAGGUUAAGUAUUUUAAGAAUGGAGGAAUACUGAAGUACGUUUUGCGGUCCUUAGUGAAGGAGUAA